Molecule: messenger RNA, 2442 nt
Organism: Astyanax mexicanus (Mexican tetra)
Lineage: Eukaryota; Metazoa; Chordata; Actinopteri; Characiformes; Acestrorhamphidae
Product: EGF-containing fibulin-like extracellular matrix protein 2
Exons: 11
Coding region: 356-1675 (439 amino acids)
Molecular function (GO): calcium ion binding
Source: RefSeq, a predicted model, not a curated record
CACACACACACACACACAGGCAGUGCGGGCCCUGCACCCCUCCUCUGUACACUAUAAACACACUUCUAUUGAGCUGUUACUGGAAGCACACUGUCUGUGGUGGGACGACUUGGAUGAAGGAAAAAGCUCCUGCAUAGCACCUUCACAAAGAGAAGAAUCAAAGAGCAGCAGAUCCAUACAGAGACUGGAAAAGGGGGCUUAACCCACCAUACAGGAGCUGCAAACCUGCUGAGAGACAGCCACCAUAAGUGAACAGGCCCUUCUCCACCUGUUUGACGGCUGGUCUUCACAUCUGCUCCUGCAUUCAGUUGCACACUUGUGUGUGUGUGUGUGUGUGUGUGUAGUUUAUGUAAAUAUGAAGGGAGCCUGUGUCCUGCUGUGUGUUGGCCUGGCGCUCCUUCCUGCCGUAAAGUGUCAGGCACCUGCUGCUGAGAGUGACACUUACACGGAGUGCACAGAUGGCUAUGAGUGGGAUGCGCAGACCCAGCACUGUAAAGACAUAAACGAGUGUGAGAUGAUUGUAGGGGCGUGUCAGGGGGAGAUGAAGUGCUUUAACCAUUAUGGAGGUUACCUGUGUCUGCCCCGCUCCGCCUCUGUCAUCACCGCCCCGGAGCCCUCCAGCCAAUCAGAGACCAGUCUGCCUGUGGAGACCAAUGAGGCCUUCAGCCCCUGUCCUGUGGGCUAUGAGGCUCAGGGGGAGGUCUGCGUAGAUGUGGAUGAGUGUGUUCUGGGCCUGCAUGACUGUCAGCCAAGUCAGGACUGUAUCAACACACAGGGCACCUUCACCUGCCAGUGCCCUGAGGGCUACAGCAAGAUUGGCAUGGAGUGUGUGGAUAUCGAUGAGUGCAGGUACCGCUACUGCCAGCAUCGCUGUGUGAACGUACCCGGAUCUUUCUCCUGCCAGUGUGAGCCGGGCUUCCAGCUGGCAGGGAACAACCGCUCCUGUGUGGAUGUGAAUGAGUGUGAAAUGGGAGCUCCAUGCCAGCAGAGGUGCUACAACACGUACGGGACGUUCCUGUGUCGCUGUGAGCAGGGCUAUGACCUCAGCCCUGACGGCUUUACAUGUAACGACAUUGACGAGUGCAGCUACUCCAGUUACCUGUGCCAGUUCCAGUGCGUGAACGAACCAGGCAAGUUCUCCUGCGUGUGUCCGGAGGGUUAUCAGCUCCUGGGUACACGACUCUGCCAAGAUGUGAAUGAGUGUGACUCAGGCAGUUAUCAGUGUGCGGAAGGACAGAAAUGUGUGAAUGUCCAUGGAGGAUAUCACUGUGUGGACUCCAAUGGCUGCCAGGAUCCCUACGUCCAAGUCUCAGAGAAUCGCUGUGUGUGCUCGUCGGUGAAGCCGGAGUGUCGUGACCUGCCCUUCUCCAUUGUUUUCCGGUACAUGAGCAUCACCUCAGAGCGUUCUGUACCCUCUGACAUUUUCCAAAUCCAGGCCACCAGCAUUUAUCCUGGAGCGUACAACACCUUCCGCAUCCGCUCAGGAGACGAUGCUGGAGACUUUUAUAUCAGACAAAUUAACAAUGUCAGUGCCAUGCUGGUUCUGGCUCGGGCAGUGACUGGACCCAAAGAGUACGUUCUGGACCUGGAGAUGGUGUCCAUCAACCCCCUGAUGAGCUACCAGAGCAGCUCAGCCCUGCGCCUCUUUAUCUAUGUGGGACCUUACGCUUUCUAGAGAGCAAGCAAGCAAGCGAGAGGGAGGGAGUGAAAGAGAGAAAGAUAGAAAGGAGUCAGGGAAAUGAGCUGUGUGGUAAGAUGCUAGAAGAAGUCAGGAUGAGUAAUGGUGGUGAGAGAAAGGGGUAAAUUUGGCGCUGAAAUUGGUGCUGAAAAUUGACACACUUACAUGGACUCGCAAACCUGUGAAAUGUUUUAUUUUUGUCCCUGUGUGACUUACUUUAGCCUGUGAAUGUGGGCUUAUUCUGGAAGGUGCUAAAUCAUUGGUACACUCAUUUCUCUCACUUCUUCACCAUAGAGUCACACAUAAAAAUACACUCACUUAUACACACACUAAAAAUCUCAGGUGUUAAUGAACUCCAUUUAAAAUUGGGAAUUAACUUUGUGGGAGUAAAUUGAACUUUUUUUUAAAGAUUAUUUCUCUCUAAUCAGUUUCCUUUUCAGAUUUCUACAUUUCUACAAGUUAUUAACACUAUAUAAGAAGUUUAGCAAAGUUGAGAAUUCUUGAUAGCCAGGUACUAUCAAUAUAGGAACAUAUUCAUUUUCACUGUUGUGGUGUUUAUGGAAAGACCUGCACACUCCUUUAUAUUGUUUAUUAUUAAAUCAUUAAAGAUCAUUUUUAUAGUUUUAUGUAUGCAGUUUCAUCUCGGUUAUGCUAUGCAAAAAAAAAAACACAUUUAAAAUAUAUUUCUUUUUAUUUUAUUAAGACUGAAAUUACUGUCAUGUUUUUGAAUUUUUUAUGAAAAUAAAAAUGUUUUUGUAAUUGUU